UUGAUAUUUUGAAAAAAAAAUUAAAAUUUUUCAAAUUUUGCUAAUAAAAUAGUAAAACUAGUAUUUCGUGUAUGAAAAAAUUUGGAUCUCUUGUGAGCGUUCCUCAGUCCAACUUCUACAGUUUCCAGCAGCUACAGAUUCCUCGUCUCUCAUCUUCAACUCGGAUGGCAUCUUCGAAGUGAAAAACUCCUCUCAAAAUGUCCACAAUUCACCUAAGCUUGCUAAGAAAGCUGAACGAAUUCCGUAAAACUGGAGAAUUCUGCGAUAUCCGUUUGAAAGUUGGAAACAGAUACUUCGAUUGCCACAAGGUGAUCUUAGCUUCAGCUACGAACUUCUUCCAAACUCUGUUCAAAUCAUCGUAUCGCGAAUGUAACCAGAAAGUCGUCGAGUUACGCGACGUAGACGAAAACGUAUUCGAAAUCCUGCUAAAUUUCAUAUAUUGUGGCGAGCUAAACGUUCUGGAUAAAGACGUAGUCCACGUAUUAGCAGCCUGCGUUUACUUCCAGCUAAAGGAAGGUGAAGACAUAUGCAUCAACUUGAUCAAGUAUAAACUACACGCCAUCAAUGUAUUCGAACUGUUUUCAUUACCAUGUCUAAAGUGCAGACACGACGUUUACGAUACAGUCAAAAAAUAUAUUUGUAAACGUUUCUCGGUAUUAGCCAGCUCCGACGAGUUCUACGUGUUACCAUUUGAACAGCUCAAAGAAAUAUUACUAGCUGCUGAGCUGACAGUGUACGAUAUCAAAGAUCUGAUUGAUUGUUGCAUUAGAUGGAUAUGUUUCGACGUAGAUAACAGAAUAGCGCAUCUAGUAGAGAUGACAAAACUGGUGAAUAUCAACUUCAAACCUCCCGAAGGAUUAUUAGGAUUAACUUCGAACAUAAGGAAUGUCUCGGGUAAAGAAAAAUGUCUAGAGUUGUUAUUCAACGGCGUCCUGUACACUGAGCAAGAAUACCCUCGAGCUAUUCCAUCCAACGAACCUUUAUUCAUAUCGAAAAAAUACGACAUCGAUAACCCAUACUUGAUCAAAUUCCAAUGCGGUAGCUGGAUCCAAAUGGACGAUCUACGAUUCGUACGAGCUCUAGGAUCCGAUCUAUUCGCCGAAGCUACUCUACUCAAUCAAAACUUAUACCUUUCUUGCGGUUUAUUUAAUAAUAUUUCCGUUCUGAAUGCCAGCGAAAGAGCAGCUAUCGGAAUCACUGAAUCGUCCGGUGUUCCAUUUUACACUUGUAAUUUGGAAACGAAAAAAUGGCAAUUGCUGUAUCCUUCGAGUUGCAUUUCCAACGACUUGAUACCCUGUAAUUCGAAAAUCUACCUUUAUAACGAGUUAUCCACCGAUUACCAAUUCUUCUCGUAUUUGCCUCAUUUGAACCGAUGGCUGACUAUACCUUCUAUGAACGUGCCUCGUUCCAAAGCAGGAGUAGCCAGCGAUGGACGUUUCGUUUACGUUAUCGGUGGUAAACCGAACAUCGAACCUACUCCUUGCAAUAUCAUCGAGUUCUACGAUGACCGAUGUAAAAAUUGGCAAACCCUUGUACCGAACAAGAAACUACGUAUGAAUUUAUUCAGAAAUCGAUACACGAAGAAGGUAUGCUUUCUAGACGGGUUUUUGUACGCGUUCAGUCGUCGAUCUAUGGAAGUAUUCGAUCAAAGAGCCAAUAAAUGGAGAACCAUUAACGAUAUUCCUGAAGUAAUCUAUAAUCAUUGUUCAGCCAAAAGAAGCUAUCUGAUACCGGUGCAUCGGGAAUUAUGGUAUAUUAGCUGUCAGCAAAAUAUAUACAGUUAUGAUCCUCGUAUGAAUGUGUGGAACGAUGGACCAGACGGUGGUGGGUAUUACUUGAAACCUGUGCAGAUUAUUCGUUAAUGGAUUGAAUACUCCUGGAGAUUGGUAGCAGAUAUUGUCGUUCGAGUGUUGUCGGUUUCAUUAUUAUUGGCUUCUGUGUGUUCUUCGCUUUGUAUACUAUUUUUUUUCACUCGAAUGCUCAAUGAUUAUUCGUGUAAAGGGUUUAGUGCUUGGAUGACUGCGUAUAGUUUGAGCUAUUUCGAAAAAGUGGUGGAGUAAUUUUUGAGCUGGAGAUCUCGUAUUUGAUUUCGUUGCCUUAAAGGCGUCAUCAUUGGUUACCUUACCUUGCACUUUCAAAUUUAUUCUAAUUUGGGUCCAAUAAGAAUUUUUUUAAAUUGAUUUUUCGAAAGUAGGUGCGUAUUUAGAGAUGAGUAAAUUAUACUCGUUGAAAUGAAGUGUGGUAAAAUACUUGUUUAGUAAACGUUUUUGUAAUAUUGUUUAUUGAAUUAGUAAUGUACUGUAUAGGUAGGGGACAGGGGUUCUACAUGUCUCAUUUUAUUAGUCAAGGUAUAUUUAAUGCUUCAUCUCAUUAUUAUUUCUUCGUGUGUUAUCUCCAAUUUUUUUUUGUCUCGUUUUACUUCGUUACCAUUUCUUAAACGCUUGUUCAUUUUGUUCCUAUUUUAUUUUCGAAUAUUUAUUGUUUCUCAUACCUAUAGUUACCCUGCAUUAUUUUCUAAAGUAACUUAUCUAGUCGUUGUUCCUUUUUUUGUUAUUUUAAUUUUAAUUUUUUAUGCGUUUUUUUGCAUUUCAUUUUAUCGUCUGAUUGUUCUUCUUUUUUCGAAAAUUAAUAAUCGUACUUGUGAAGCUAUUUUCUGGAGUUUUUAUGAUUUAUGCUAGCAUUAGGAUCGAGAUUUUGAAAAAAAACCAAACAAUAUGUUUAGCUAUAGUUUUAUCUUAUAGGUAUACAUAAUAUGUUUAGAAAUAUACUUACAAUUACUAUGCUUGUCUCGCGCUUUCAAAAUAUCUAGAUUAUACAAUAUAUGUUCGUUCAUUUCUGAAUUGUAUAAUAAUAAAAAAAUUAUCGUGAAAAUCGAAUAAACGCAACUGAAAUAUCA
Planococcus citri (citrus mealybug) is the source of this 2896-nucleotide messenger RNA. Its product is annotated as kelch-like protein diablo. The transcript has a single exon. Lineage: Eukaryota; Metazoa; Arthropoda; Insecta; Hemiptera; Pseudococcidae. The record is from RefSeq and is a predicted model, not a curated record. Bases 198 to 1862 code for a protein of 554 amino acids. Gene Ontology annotation, molecular function: protein binding.